Dendroctonus ponderosae (mountain pine beetle) is the source of this 4517-nucleotide messenger RNA. RefSeq lists its product as uncharacterized. NCBI's taxonomy places the organism in Eukaryota, Metazoa, Arthropoda, Insecta, Coleoptera, Curculionidae. The coding region runs from base 240 to 4016 and encodes 1258 amino acids. The transcript is spliced from 14 exons. The record is from RefSeq and is a predicted model, not a curated record.
GUCAUACAGACAAAACAUAAACACCAUAGUUUAGCAAGAGUUUUAGUGGAUUGUGUGCCGUUCCCUCUUCAAACGUAUAUGUCGUGAGCGUGCCAUCAUAAGUUUGGCAUAAUUUUUGGAUUUUUCGUUUAGUGACUGUGGAUUAUUGUUUGCCCAUCAUUGCACUGGAAGUAGGAUUCUCAAGCAAUCUGAUAUGGUUUAACAAUAUUCUCAUCAUAUAGGUGAGCAACUAGUUGAGCAUGUCUUCGGCCAUCUGUCAAAAUUUCAUACAAAACGCUUGGAAGAAAGAACUCUGCUCCAAUUGUUUCAAAUCGAAAGACGAGCACGCUGUGCCAUCGAAACCCAAAGCGGUACCACUAAUUGUUAAAACGUCUAUUUCUGGAAUAAUCCGAGACCCAAAAAAAUCGAAACCCAAACUGAACGUUGCCUUUACCAAAGAACUAGCUCAAUUUAUUGGAUAUGGAGGUGAAGAUUGGUUAUCGGAAGAUGAAGCUGCUGAAGAACCGGCAUAUGAAUGCGAAGAAGUGAACUGCGACGAUCUAUUGACAGAUUCAGAUGAGGAAGAGCACACAAAAGAAAUUAGGAUGCAAACGAAAAAGAAUACAAACUUCAACACCGUCUCGCUUGGAGAAAUGAUAGAGGAAAAGAAGAGCUACGCUCAUCUCAUGCUUGGCAAGCCUGUGGUGAAUUCUGACGGGAAAAAGCAGACGCUUUUGGUAUCAGUGACGCCAUUCGGAGAAGACAGUACACCGAGGAAGUACAAUGCCACUAAGAGCUACAGCAGCAGAGAACUGAAAAGUCCCGAUAAAGAAGCCUCUAAAAGCAGCAACGUAGUGUUGACUUCAUAUAAUAAUAAACCAGAAGUAGACUCAUCUAAAGCCGGCAACGAAGAAAAGUCUCUUCUGGACGAAAUUUCGGAAACCCUAGAAAAAAGCAACAAUUCCAUUUUGGGGCGUCGUAAAACACCCGCCAGAGAAACAGAAAAUGGCACGAACGGGAAUAACAAAGAAAACAUAGGCACGGUGCAGAUAACCGAAGGACCAAUCAGCUGUGAAGUGGCUCAGAAAGUUGAUCGUAAAAUUAAUCUAACCAGAACCCCAGCGUUGAAAAGUCGCGAUUUGGACAAACCAGUCUAUCAGACUUCAACAGCGCGAAUUGAGUUGCUGAGUUCGAAAAACUUGAAAAAACCUCACAAAGACUUGCCAGACAAAACAAUUCCUACGCAACAGAAGGAAAACAGCGAUACCAACAACAAUGAUAAUAGCGCAGAUAACCGCUUGUCUCAAGGAGAUCAGAAACUAUUUAGAGACAUAAUCUCUUCAUCGAACUUCAUUAAGAGCGAAAUACAAAUUUCCACCUCUCAAUUGAAUACUGUAAAAAUCGAUGAAAGUGUCGCGGUCAAGACAAACUCUGAAUUUAAUUUGCCACUGUCUGAAAGCAGAGAACAAGCAGGUAAGCCGGACGGUCGAGAAGAUCCAGAAGCCCCAGAGCUACCGGCCUUACCACUCACUCCACCUCCGUCUUUAGAAAAUCAGCCUUCCUUUCUGCAUCCCCACGGCGACGUUUGUUCAACAGCGCCAGCCCAUGCACCUCCGCUUUUAUACGAGAAGCCAAAGAUUCCUUCAAAACCCGCCACGGUGCUAAUCCGGAAACCAGUUAACAUUCAAAAUAUUAGCCAUAUGGGACAACAGAACCAACCAAUGACUACGUUUACUAAAGAGCCUUUAAUCAAGCAGCAGGAUUCUGCAGCCGAUAUGGAUCCAAAAUGCAACAAACGAAGAGCUCCUCAACCACCCGAAGAGACCAUGCCAUUGCCCAUCAACAACCUUCCGAACACUCCCAAUCCACCUCAGUUGUUUACCAGAAAUUCUGCAGCUUUGCCCAAUGGGGACUCUCCAGUGGUGAGGGAAAAGGAGAAGCGGGAGAGAACCGAAAGGGCCAGUUCAUGCACGCCGAAGAUGUAUAUCAGCAACGGAAAUAGCGAGAAAGUAGAAAGUCAUUAUCAAACCCCUGCCCCUAUUCCCAGGAAGAGUUUAUCCAUAUCUACUGAUAAUUUAGUGGUGAGCGCGGAUGAAAAACGAAAACCCAAGGGCAGGUUCUCAUUGAGGAAAUUCCUCCGAAUGGGCUCCAGCAAAGAUUUGCCCAGACUAUCCGGGGACUCUUCCACUAUUGAGGAAGCGAAUGAUACCCCCAAGCCCAGACCGCGUUUGGUUAUUGUCCAUCCCAGCGAACUGAACGGUUCUAAGGUGGAAGUUGUAGCCAAGCCGGACCAAAUGGACAGUCCCCCAGUGCAGAACUCCAGUAACGAACGGCCACCGUUAAAAGUGAAUAAACCGCCACCUCCUCCACGCAACUACGACAACUGGAAGCCGCCAAUGAGUGGCCCACCGCCUCCCAAAAGCAUGGAAAUCCUCAAUAAGCAAAGAGCUUUGUCUAGGAGUAGUUCUAACUCUAGUACUGGAGUUACCAAGCCCAAGGCGGAGACGGUGUAUGCCAAUAUUGGAGAAGUUAGGUCUUCCAUUGUUCCCAACAAACCGGUUCGUACGGCCAGCAUGAGAGAACGGGAAGCGCAACAGCAGAAACAACUCCAGCAAAGAAAGGACAACUACGACUCAGUGGGAAAUGGGCGCUUGAAACAGUCGGAAAACGUUUACGAUUACGUUAAUAGUUCUAGUAACAGAUCCAGCAGCCCCAGCAGCGACUCCAGCGGUAAAAACAGCCCCAAGUCGAAAACCGCCCGAUUGAAUAAAAGGUCGGAAAGUUCCAUCGAUGUUUCUGGAGAAUAUUUCAAAUAUGGAAAUAUUCCUAGAAGUAUGUCGCUCACUUACUGUGGAAGUGAAACCGAAUCGGAAAUAUACGCUCCUUACAGCUUCUAUGGGAGUGAAACUGAGGUGACUGAAGAUGAUCAUGACUGGAUUCAGAACGGUCGCACCCAUAAACUGCGCUCAAAGAAGGGGAGAAGCAUCGUUCAUAAGAACCUCGAGGACAAUUAUGGGGCUGUCGUAGUGGCAAAUCAUGAAGCCCUAGCCCAAGUUUUGGAAAAUAUUCAGCAAACGGUGUACAUCCAACCUGCACUGCGGGGUUUAAAAAUGUGCUCAAAUCUCCGCUUAAUGGACUUUUCGAUGAAAACUGGAACUGCUCCGGUCAGUAUCGGAUCCAGAACAUUCCGGCAAGCCUUAUGGGGGGCGCAGCACGUAACCUUAGCAUUCAAUACUGGCAUUAGUACUUCCAGUACCCUGAAUUUAGGAACUUUCCAUUUAAAUUCCGUCACUGAUUUCAGCGACUUGAUCCCUUCCGAAUACUGUGCUAACGAGAAACAGACCAAAAAGCAAGUUCAAGCAACAAUUUCCGUUUUACCUUGGCUUCAAGUGCACACCAUCGAGUCCUAUGGAGCGUUGCUCAAGACAAAACCAAACCAGGAUGAAACUUGGAGAGACGGUUUCUUUGUAAUGCUUCAAUUAGUGAACGCCUUGAAGAUGCUGCAAGCCCAAGGCAUCGAAGAACUCCCAUUGAGCUUGAACAGCUUCAUCCUGUCCAAAGAAGUGGAUAGAGAAACGCACCAUCGACUGUGCAUUAUGCAAGGAACUUUGCCUUCGGAACUAACCACGCUGACUUCACCAGAAGAAAAGUACGGUUCACUUUGCACUUGUGCCAGCAAAGCCAUGUCUUUGCUUCAGCCCAACUCCAAAACCACCACGCUGAUUCAGUCUUUACUAAAUAACGAACGAUCAGUGUCUUUAACGCAGGUCAAGGCAGUGCUCGAGUUCAGCCUUUGGGGGCCUUCGGACGUGUCUCUGGGAAGCACAGUGAGGGAACGCGAACUCACUUUACAAAGAUGGUUGGAUCUUCAACGCGCCACAGUUCUGCAUGGGCUUGUAUGUACUCGAGUUCAGCUGACAGUGUACGAAGAAUGUCAUCUGCUUUUCCUAGUCAGAAGCAACGCCAGAAUGAUGAGCGAUGCUUCAAUGCUUAUCGAGUCAAACAAUCUUAAACAUGCUCACACUAGUAAAGCAUGAGAUAAACGCUCUAAUUACAAAAAAGCAAUAAACCUGAUAGUUGAGAGAUCUGUCCAAUGUGAAAUUAUUUUUUAAAGGAUUUAAGCUUCCGAUGGGUAAAUUAUUUAAAUAGAUGUAACUGAAUUGAACUCCUACUUUUAACCAUGUUAUAAUUAGUUCUCUUGAAAAGGCAUAUACAUUCUUAACGAUUGGAGGAUUGAUUGACUACUAAUUAACAAUAGAUAAUAGCCACAUCGCUUACAUAUAAAACGAUCAAAUAUUGCCUAAUAUUUGAUUUGCUGGGUAGAUUCAUUGUAAAUAUUAUCCAACUAGCAUGUAAAACUGCCAUUAGCUACUGUAAAAUCUCCAUCGAACAAAUGAUGUUUUGUACAGUUUUUGUAUGUUUCUAUAAAUAUCGAUAGAGUAAAUUAUUGCUUUAAAAACCCUUUGUACAUAGGAUAAACCAGUUUAGUUUGAUUUUAUAAUUUUAAUUUAUGCCAUGAAUAUAUUGAUGAUAUUGAA